CAAUCCAAAAGCUUAGCUUCGUCAAACAAAAACCUCCGCCUUGUGACCGGCAAUCCUUCAUCAUACGACAUAUUCAUCAAUCACCGAGGUAUUGACACGAAGAGGACCAUCGCCGGUCUUCUCUUCAGUCAUCUCUCAGUUCUCGGAUAUCACCCCUUUUUGGAUAGUAAGAGCAUGAAACCUGGGGAUAAGCUAUUUGAAUCGAUCGACCCUGCAAUUAAAAACUGUAGUGUCGGAGUUGCGGUUUUUUCCCCGAACUACUGUGAUUCAUAUUUUUGUUUGCAUGAACUGACAUUAAUGAUAGAUUGUAAGAAGAAGGUGGUUCCCAUCUUUUGCGACGUCAAGCCUUCGGAACUGCAAAUCAAGAAAAACUGUAAUUGGUCUAUCAAAGACGUCGAAAGGUUUCAGCUUGCCAUUGAAGAGUGUAAAUACACUGUCGGGAUUGCAUUUGAUCCUUCAAAUGGGGAUUGGGCAGAGUUUUUGACAAAGGCAACAGAUGCAAUUGUUAAAAGCUUGAUUGAGGCCGAAGAAGAUGAGAAUAAAUAUUAUGAUGGAAAUUCUUCUCAGGAUCGCUAUUAA
Messenger RNA from Spinacia oleracea (spinach), 579 nucleotides. RefSeq names its product probable 2' cyclic ADP-D-ribose synthase BdTIR. The record is from RefSeq and is a predicted model, not a curated record. The annotation marks the transcript as partial. Gene Ontology annotation, biological process: signal transduction. The transcript is spliced from 2 exons. Lineage: Eukaryota; Viridiplantae; Streptophyta; Magnoliopsida; Caryophyllales; Amaranthaceae.